AAGUAUUUUGUGAUCAUGCUUGUUUCUCCACCGAGUACAAGUGAGGUGAUUGUGGUGGACCCUACACUAUUAAAUCUGUCGAACCCAACGGACGUUAAAGUGCAAAUUGUACCAUGCCAACCAAAGACCCUUACGCACCUUCCCCAAAGGCCGAAAGUGGAGCUGAGCUUCUCAGACUUGACCUACACGGUGGAGCAAAACAAGAGUUCAAAAGUGAUAUUAAAGUCAGUGAGCGGGCAUAUUCGAUCGGGGGAACUUACAGCUAUCAUGGGGCCGUCGGGAGCCGGAAAAUCUACACUUUUAAAUAUUUUAACAGGAUACAAAACAACGGGAUUACAAGGAAGCAUCAUGAUGAACGGCAACGAAAGGGUACUAAGUCAAUUCCGAAAGCUCUCCGCCUACAUCAUGCAAGAUAAUCAGCUUCACGCCAAUUUAACUGUCGACGAAGCUAUGUCAGUAGCUGCCAAAUUAAAAAUCGGUAGCAAAACUAGUAAAGAAAAGGAAGAAAUUAUAAACGAAAUUUUGGACACCCUCGGCCUGAUUGAUCAUCGAAAAACUAUGACGAGCAGGCUGUCCGGCGGCCAGAAGAAGCGCCUAUCAAUCGCCUUGGAGUUAGUUAGUAAUCCACCCGUAAUGUUCUUUGACGAACCGACCAGCGGCCUUGACAGUUCUUCGUGCUUUCAAUGCAUAUCACUACUGAAGACUCUGGCGCGCGGCGGACGUACUAUCAUUUGCACAAUUCAUCAGCCUUCCGCUCGUCUUUUUGAAAUGUUCGAUCAGCUGUACACAUUAGCCGAAGGUCAAUGCGUCUACCAAGGAUCGAUUAAGCAACUCGUUCCGUUCUUGGCCAACUUGAACCUACAAUGUCCCUCGUAUCACAACCCCGCGUCAUAUAUUAUUGAAGUAGCGUGCGGAGAGUACGGCGAUAACACCCAGAAGUUGGUUAACGCCAUUGACAACGGUAGGAACGACAUUCGCGACGGCAAACCAUUCCCGCAUAUGAAAGAUGAAAUUCUCAACAACACCCUUCAUAAACCGUCAGAUGAAGAUGCCACCAUGACCAGCAACAAUGUAUUCUCUGGCGUAGGAUUUGAUAAGUUUGUCAAAGAUUAUUCAAAGACGCACUUCAUAGAUUACGACGGCAGUCUUCAAAGUGUUGUAAAUAACAUCUCCAAGGGAACUUCUGAUGUGGUUACCGUGCCCGUCGACCAAGAAAAAUUACCAAACGUCGAUACGGCUCUUUUAGAACAAGAUCUGGCAGUUCCGCAACCCCGGUACGGAAACUCAGAGCUACGUCAAUUUUUCAUCAUUUUAAGUCGCGCUCUUUUGUUCAGUAGAAGAGAUUGGACCCUCAUGUAUCUGAGAUUAUUUGCACACAUCCUGGUUGGAGUAUUAAUUGGAGGCCUAUACUAUGAUAUUGGAAACGACGGUGCCAAAGUUUUGAGUAAUUUAGGAUUUUUGUUUUUUAACAUGCUGUUCCUUAUGUACACGGCGAUGACGAUUACAAUUUUAUCGUUUCCUUUAGAAAUGCCGGUUUUGCUAAAGGAAAACUUCAAUAGAUGGUACUCGUUACGAAGUUAUUAUUUAGCAAUUACUAUGUCGGACUUGCCAUUUCAGACGAUUUUCUGUAUCUUCUAUGUUGCAAUAGUUUACUUCAUGACUGGUCAACCAAUGGAAUUUCAGAGAUUUGGAAUGUUCUUAUUGGCAUGUUUAUUGGUUGCUUUUGUUGCUCAAAGUGUAGGUUUGGUAGUAGGUGCUGCAAUGAACGUUCAGAAUGGAGUGUUUCUGGCGCCUGUGAUGUCCGUACCUUUCUUAUUGUUCUCCGGUUUCUUCGUAUCGUUUGAUGCUAUUCCAAUAUAUUUAAGGUGGAUUACUUAUUUAUCAUACAUUCGAUAUGGUUUUGAAGGAACCGCGCUGGCGACAUAUUCAUUUGAUAGACCAAAACUGAAGUGUUCCAUUAGUCAUUGCCAUUUCAAAAUACCAACAACUACUUUAGAAGAAUUAGACAUGAUCCAUUCCGAUUACAGAAUAGAUAUUGCAGCUCUUUUAGUAAUCUUCUUCGUACUGCGAAUUGCAGCGUUCCUGUUCCUUCGAUGGAAAUUAAAAAGCAAUCGGUAGAACAGUCUAAGUGUGAUAUAAGAUUUGUGAAAAUUGUUAUAAUUAAUUUUAAGUUCAUUAAAUAAUGAUAUAUUAGGAUAUUAAAGUGAUAAUUUUAUACUAAUUGUAUACAACAAGUUGAACCAACAUUACGUUUAUGUACCUUGAAUUUUUAAUCUUGAAUUAUAGGCAGAUUCCUCACUCCCCAAUUUAGCAUAUCUGCGUAUAGUAGGCUGUGAUUACUGAUGCAAUUAGUAAUUAAAUGCAAACUAGAAUGUUCCAUUUUAUAUGUGUCCCGUAAUUUAAGAUUUUACUUGCCUUAUUCAUGGUGAAUUGUUAUGACACUCGUGUAUUUGUAGGUAUAUAUUUUAUAUGUACAAAUGGGAAAUACAAAUAAAUGUUUUUUUU
Messenger RNA from Photinus pyralis (common eastern firefly), 2505 nucleotides. RefSeq names its product ATP-binding cassette sub-family G member 1-like. The record is from RefSeq and is a predicted model, not a curated record. NCBI's taxonomy places the organism in Eukaryota, Metazoa, Arthropoda, Insecta, Coleoptera, Lampyridae. The transcript is spliced from 9 exons. Gene Ontology annotation, molecular function: ATP binding; ATP hydrolysis activity; ABC-type transporter activity. The coding region runs from base 16 to 2118 and encodes 700 amino acids. Gene Ontology annotation, cellular component: plasma membrane.